CUACUCUUUCAUAGCGUCACGCAUGUGACAACUGAAAAUUUUAUUAGAUCCAAGUCAUGAUGAGCAUCUAUGGAAGUCUUCCAAAUUAAUUGGCCUCAAAACAAUCAAAGAAACUUCAGGGAAAUCUCAACCUUCCAAGACAAGAAAUCAAACCUAUCCCUUUCUUAUUUUAUUGUUAAUUUCCAACCUAAGCAACAAGCACUCCUUCUCUAACUCUAGACUCAACCACUCUUCUCAUUUGCCACCUAAAUUUCUUCUCUAAUCUCUAAUCUCUACCACUAGAUUCAAAAGCUCUCACUCCUUACCCAAAACCCAUCUUACCACCAUCAAUAUCAUUGCUAAUCACCACCGUCACCACCACCGCCACCACUUUUCGGAAGCCAAAAAUGUCUAAUCUCAGGCCAAGACCCACACCCACGAAGCAGCCAUCCAUAUCUGCCACCCCAAAAGCCCCACUACAACGUCAACAAUCUUUGUCACAAAGUGCAGUCUCCCAAACCUUUACAGCCACAGCAAACCUUGCCAAGCAUCUCCCCACAGGCACCCUCUUAGCCUUCCAACUUCUCAUACCGAUCUUCACCCAAAACGGUGUGUGUGACUCUGCCACUCGCCCCUUGACAAUCAUCCUCCUCCUCCUCCUCGGCCUCUCCUGCUUCCUCGCGUGCUUCACCGACACAAUCGAGGCAUCGGAUGGGCAAGUCUACCACGGAUUUGCCACCUUCAAAGGGCUCUGGCUGUUCGACUAUCCCGACCCUUCGGGCACAGGGUUGCCGGAUUUGAGGAAGUAUCAAAUAAGGUUCAUAGAUGUUGUUCAUGCUGUAUUAUCAGUGCUUGUGUUUGGUGCUGUUGCUUUGAGAGAUAAGAAUGUGUUGCAGUGCUUUUAUCCAACUCCUAGACAUGAGACUCAGGAGGUUUUGGACAUUGUUCCUCUUGGUGUUGGCCUCAUUUGCAGUUUGUUGUUUGUAGUUUUCCCCACCAGAAGGCAUGGCAUUGGAUUCCCUGUCACAUCAGGCAAAGGCAAAGAAGAAAAGUAGAUCCUUUUUUGUUUUUAAAUGUUAUAUAUCACGUUGCAACGUGUAGUACCCAUUGUACCUUUAAUUUACUUUUAUCUCAUUACGGUGACUUGACAGAGUCUAA
Molecule: messenger RNA, 1137 nt
Organism: Corylus avellana
Lineage: Eukaryota; Viridiplantae; Streptophyta; Magnoliopsida; Fagales; Betulaceae
Product: protein DMP3
Biological process (GO): endomembrane system organization
Source: RefSeq, a predicted model, not a curated record